Condylura cristata (star-nosed mole) is the source of this 2125-nucleotide messenger RNA. It is a transcript of the gene HJURP, whose product is annotated as Holliday junction recognition protein. The record is from RefSeq and is a predicted model, not a curated record. Gene Ontology annotation, molecular function: histone binding. Gene Ontology annotation, cellular component: chromosome, centromeric region. Lineage: Eukaryota; Metazoa; Chordata; Mammalia; Eulipotyphla; Talpidae. The coding region runs from base 20 to 2125 and encodes 701 amino acids. The transcript has 8 exons. Gene Ontology annotation, biological process: CENP-A containing chromatin assembly.
GCGCCGCUUCCAGAGGCGCAUGCAGCAACUGAUAGAGAAGUACAAUCAGGCCUUCGAGGACGCGCCGCUGGUGCAGAUGUCCACGCUGACCUAUGAGACGCCGCAGGGCUUGAGGAUUUGGGGUGGAAGACUAGUGAAGGAAAAAAGCAAAGCACAAGUCCAGCCCGCAGAGCCUCCGCCUCCUUUGGAGGACGAGCUGAGAAGGAAAUACUUGACCCAGGUGGAUGCCCUGCUGCCGGAUGAGGAGCGCCCCGGUGACGGAGAUGACGCCGGCGAGCCCGCGUCCCUGGUCCCCGCCCCGGCCUCCCCGGCUGGGCCACCCCAUGGACGCCGGGAGGGCCCGAUGCAGCGGGCUUCCUCUCCCGGAGCGGGCCAGCCCUCCCGGCCCUGCGCAGCAGGCAUGGCCGUCGCGCCUCGGACUGGCAGUCCCUCCCUGGAAGUGGUUGGCGGCGACGGCUUCGUGAGCGGCCAGGGCUGCGCGGCCGACGUCUGCAACGCCACGCUCAGCGACCUGUACGCGGGCAUGCUGCACUCCAUGAGCCGCCUGCUGGCCGCGCGGCCGUCCUGCGUCAUCUCCACCAAGACGUUCGCCCUGCAGAACUGGGGCUCCAGGAGGAGGUGCAGGUGCCGGCUCAGGCUCAAAAGGACGGUCUGCCGGGGAGGCAGGCAUGCCGGGAAGCGCCCUCGGGAGACACCAUCGCCCCCGUCCGAGCCAGGGGCAGGACGGGGAGCCCUGAGAGACCGCGGGAACCUGCCGGCCCCGCCCGGCCCCCGGAGAGCCCCAAGGCCAGGGAGCGCUGCUCUCCAGGCGUGCCGGCCCAGCCAGCCGGCAGGCGCAGACGGGAGCGCUCCGACCGGGCCGUCCCAGGUGUACUCCUCCUGGACUUUCCUGGAGUUCGGGGACAGGCGGCGUCUGGAUCAGGAGAACAGAUUCAUGACGUUGAAGUGGUUAAUUUCUCCAGUAAAAGUGGUUUCCAGACCAAGAAUCCCGGGUGAGGGAAGAAGUCAUUGCAGGGAGAUCAAGGUCAAAUUCGAGAAGCUUCAUCGGGAAUUUUGCCGGAGUCCUGGGAACCAGCCCGGCCGGGCUCUCCCCCCGGCCUCCCCAGCAGUGGACAUGCCCCGAGGUGGCCCCGAGAGCCCGGUGUCCUCCCGUAGCCUAGGGACCCAGCAGUCCGGCACAGCCCCCGGGAAAACAACAGCAAAGAGGUUAUGUCGGGUUUUCGGGAACCUGGGCGAAGGGCCAGUGGGAGUGGGUGGAGGCCGGCCCAUCAGGGACGCGGCCCCCUCGCCGGCCAGCCCGGGCACCGCGCGGGGCCCCGGCCACUCGAGGCACUCCUCUGACCCUCAAGGCAGCCACCUGUGGCGGUUCAGGAUGUUGGCGUCGCCCAGCAAAGCGCUCUCACUGCCGAGGCCGCAGCCUGGCGACCGGAGGGCUCGUUACAAUGAGAUUAAGGAAAAGUUUGACCAACUUCAUGAGAAGUAUCGAGCAGAAUUGCCAGAGGGCACAGAGGCGCCUCCGAGGCCAGGGAGGUGUGCAGGUGAAGCAAGGAUGCACGUCCAGUACCAGCAGGAAGGCGCCCCUGCGGAGUCAGGCCCUGGCUCUGGCUCCCCGGAGCCCCGAAAGCGGGCCCCCGCCUGGUGGAGCCUGAAGGGCCCGCUGUGCCCGGGCCCCAUCGAGGUGCAGCCCUCCACGUGGUUCGUGACCGAUGCCCAGGGACGCCCUCCGUGCCCUGCGAAACGACGCCGGCUGUCGGACCCCCAGGUGUGUGGCCGCUGGGCGGAGGCCCCGGACUCCUGGCGAGUGGCGAGCGGGGCCGUCCCGCGACCCAGGAAGGCGGGCACCUCCUCAGAGCCCGGCGGCGAGGAAACAAAGGCCCAGCACUUGGGCAACAGAAACCUCUCCGGGUGCCGGAGGCUGCCGGGUGACCCCAGGGAGCUGGGCUCUGUUGAGGGCAUCUCCUGCGCCAUCACAGGCCGGGGCAUGUCCAGCCCAGGCCUGGUGGUUCGGUCCAUAAACCACCUGGAAAUGCUGCGUGUGGCGUCAGGGAACCAGACACCCACCCUUGUCCUUGCACGAGCGGCCCAGGCCUCCCGCGAGCCUGUGGUGGCCAAGCGCGUUCGUUAG